Messenger RNA from Lachancea meyersii CBS 8951, 1848 nucleotides. The record is from the annotation of a GenBank genome assembly. Lineage: Eukaryota; Fungi; Ascomycota; Saccharomycetes; Saccharomycetales; Saccharomycetaceae.
AUGUCUGACGUUACCGACAAAACUGCCGAGCAGCUUGAACAGCUAAACAUCCAGGACCAGCAGCAGCCUGGUGCGGAGUCCCCAGCCGGCUCUGCUGCCGCUGCCUCUGGCGCCGGUGAAGCCGAGUCCAGCAAAGUGGAAUCGACCUCUGCCUCCCUCUACGUGGGCGAGCUAGACCCCAGCGUCACCGAGGCUCUGUUGUACGACAUCUUCUCCCCCAUCGGCUCCGUGUCGUCGAUCCGUGUCUGUCGCGACGCCAUCACCAAGACCUCGUUGGGCUAUGCUUACGUCAACUUCCACGACAGCGGCGCCGGCAGAAUUGCCAUUGAAAAGCUAAACUACACCCCAAUCAAGGGCAGACCUUGCCGUAUCAUGUGGUCGCAGCGCGACCCUUCGCUCAGAAAGAAGGGCUCCGGCAACGUCUUUAUUAAGAACUUGCACCCUGCCAUCGACAACAAGGCCCUUCACGACACUUUCUCCGUGUUCGGUAACAUCCUUUCCUGCAAAAUCGCCACCGAUGAGACCGGAAAAUCCAGAAAGUUCGGUUUCGUGCAUUUCGAAGAGGAAGAGGCCGCCAAGGAAGCCAUCGACGCCAUCAACGGUAUGUUGCUAAACGGACUCGAGGUCUACGUCGCUCCUCACGUUUCCAGAAAGGACCGUCAAUCCAAGCUUGACGAGGUCAAGUCCAACUUCACCAACGUUUACGUCAAGAACGUGGACCAGGAAACCUCCCAGGAAGAGUUCGAAAAGCUAUUCACUCAGUUCGGUCCUGUCACCUCCGCUGUCUUGGAAACCGACUCCGAGGGUAAGCUCAGAGGUUUCGGUUUCGUGAACUUUGAAGACCACACCGCCGCCCUACAGGCUGUCGAACAGUUGAACGACACCGACUUCAGAGGCCAAAAGCUUUACGUUGGCCGUGCUCAGAAGAAGUACGAGCGUUUGCAAGAGUUGAAGAAGCAAUACGAAUCCUCCAGACUCGAAAAACUUGCCAAGUACCAGGGCGUUAACUUGUUCGUCAAGAACUUGGACGACUCCGUCGACGACGAGAAGUUGCAAGAGGAAUUCGCUCCUUUCGGUACCAUCACCUCCGUCAAAGUUAUGAGAGAUGACGCCGGUGCCUCCAAGGGUUUCGGUUUCGUGUGUUUCUCUGCCCCAGAGGAAGCCACCAAGGCCAUCACCGAGAAGAACCAGCAGAUCGUUGCUGGUAAGCCAUUGUACGUGGCUAUUGCUCAAAGAAAGGAAGUGAGACGCUCCCAAUUGGCCCAACAAAUCCAGGCCAGAAACCAGAUGAGAUUCCAGCAAGCCACUGCUGCUGCUGCCGCCGCUGCCGGUAUGCCAGGCCAAUUCAUGCAACCUAUGUUCUACGGUGUCAUGCCUCCAAGAGGCGUGCCUUUCAACGGUCCUAACCCUCCUCAGAUGGCUGCCAUGGGUGGUAUGCCAAAGAACGGUGUUCCUCCUCAGCAGUUCGGUAGACCAGGUGCUCCAAUGUACGGCAUGCCUCCUCAGGGUCCUCAAGGUGGAUUUCCAAGAAACGGCAACCAGUUUUUCCACCAAAAGCAGAGACAAGCUUUGGGUGAACAAUUGUACAAGAGAGUGUUUGCCAAGACUCAGGACGAAGAGGCCGCCGGAAAGAUCACCGGUAUGAUUUUGGAUCUACCUCCUCAGGAAGUGGUGCCAUUGCUUGAAAACGACGAACUAUUCGAGCAGCACUUCAAGGAGGCCUUUGCUGCCUACGACUCCUUCAAGAAGGACCAGGACGCCCAAACCCAGGCCGAACCUGCUACUGGUGCCCCUGCUGCUGCUCCUGCUGCUGCUGGAGCCACCAGCACCGCCGACGCCAACGAGUAA